Rhineura floridana is the source of this 777-nucleotide messenger RNA. Its product is annotated as matrix Gla protein-like. The coding region runs from base 216 to 536 and encodes 106 amino acids. NCBI's taxonomy places the organism in Eukaryota, Metazoa, Chordata, Lepidosauria, Squamata, Rhineuridae. The transcript is spliced from 6 exons. The record is from RefSeq and is a predicted model, not a curated record. Gene Ontology annotation, molecular function: calcium ion binding. Gene Ontology annotation, cellular component: extracellular region.
CACUCCCGAUAGAUGACUGUCCAACAUCUGUUUAAAGAUUGCCACUGAGGAAACCUUCUAGUGAAGACUGCAGGGACGCAACGAGAGGAGAACCUUCAGACAAGUCCUUUGUACAGAAGAAAGUGCAUCGUAUUAUACUUGCCUAGAGGCUUUAGCCAUCCCCAGUGGAAAUAGAGAACCAGACAGACGCAGGGUGAGGGAGAAAGAGAGAAACAAUGCGGACCCUUAUCAUCCUGGCACUUCUGGCAGUCCUGAUGAUGGCAGCUUUCUGUUAUGAAUCCCAUGAGAGUAUUGAAUCACAUGAAUUUAUAAGUCCCUUCAUUAACAGAAAGCAUGCCAACAUCUUCAUGAGAACUGCACCUGAGUACAAGUGGAAUCGAAUUGUGCAGGAAAGGAUCAGAGAGCGCAACAAGACCCCCCAGGAACAGCAGCGGGAAAUCUGCGAAGAUUACAAACCCUGUGAGCGCUACUCUCGGUACUAUGGCUCUCCUGCUGCUGCAUACAGGCGAUUCUUUGGGCAGAGAAGGAACAAGUAAAAACAGCAGGAAUCGCCAUUCCCAGUGCCUGGAGCCUGGGUUCCUUGUAUCUACAAAGAGUGACAUCUCUGAAAUAUACUGUUGCUUGUUGACUGUAUGUUAUUCCACCUGCUGCUUCACUCUUCUAUAGCCAAUGAUUCCUAGAUUCUGUGUUAAUUAGCACAAUGCUGAAGUAGUGGUGGUUGGGCAGAGAAGGAUGUGGGGUGCUCAUUACAAAAUAAACGGCUGGUUUGAUACUGUU